UAUUACUUGUCACUGUACAUUUUAGUUUUCCUUCAUCAUGACAAAGAAAUAAACAGUUCCUUAGCAGGAAAAGAAAAUAAAUAGCAAGAAUAAAGGUGAGAUCAAAUGGGGUUUUUAAGAACAUCUUCUUCCACAACCUCCUCUGAUCAUCACCUUACUGCAGCUUCAACUUUUCCAUCAAUAAUGCAAGACCCAGGAAGUUUCAGACAACAAAUUGUGUUGCAGAUUCCAGAAUGCACACUCCAUCUGAUGGACGGAGGAGAAUCCAUGGAGCUUGCCAGGGGGGAGUUCUCGGUUGUGAAGAUAUUGGAUGAUAAUCAGGUGUGUAUGACCACCAUUAUUCGUGUUGGUGGUGAUGUUCAAUGGCCCUUGACCAAAGAUGAACCAGUGCUGAAGCUGGAUUCUUCUCACUAUCUCUUUACUUUACCCAUGAAUGAUGGUGAUCCUCUCAGCUAUGGCGUCACUUUCCCGGAGCAGUGUGUAAGUAGCAGCAGCUUGGGGUCUCUGGAUUCUUUCUUGAAAGAAAACUCGUGUUUUUCCGACUCAUCCUCAACCACCAAACGCGGUCUUGACUGGAAGGAUUUUGCUCCUAGUAUUGAUAAUUAUAAUAAUAUUUUGGCUAAGGCGAUUGCAGGAGGCACUGGUCAGAUUGUUAAAGGGAUUUUCAUAUGUAGCAAUGCUUACACCAACCAGGUGCAGAAGGGAGGAGAAAUGAUUGUUGCUCAAGCAGAUCAUCAGGAGAGAAACCGCAGUUUUGCACCGAAUGAAACAAACAAGGGAGGGAUCAACAAAAGCUUAAAACGAUGUGCGAAAGGUUCAAAGACGACAGAAGGUAUGAGCAAAUCAUUGCUCAAGGGGGUGAAUGUGGUGGCUGACGCUGUCAUGAAUCCUUUGUUUAAGUCCAAACCAGGAAGAUCAUUCUUUACCAUGCUUCCAGGAGAAGUCAUUUUGGCUUCCCUUGAUGCUGUUAAUAAGGUUAUUGAUGCGGCUGAAGCUGCUGAAAGACAAACCCUAUAUGCCACCUCUCAAGCUGCAACAAGAGCAGUCAGUCAAAGAUUUGGGGAGAGUGCAGGGGAGGCAACAGAGGAUAUUCUUGCAACUGCAGGCCAUGUUGCUGGAACUGCUUUGAAUAUGUUUAAGAUACGAAAAGCUCUGUGUCCGUCAUCAUCUGUUACCUCCGGAAUUGUAAAACAAGCACGGAAGAACAAAGUGAGAUCAGAUUUAAAAACUUAAGACGUUCAAAAUCAAAGUCUACUAAGAAAGAAACCAAGAUGAAUUGUGUGAAAAUGAAGAUCUAUUAAGAAAAUAACCCAAGAGGACUUGGGUGGGUUCCUCAUUGCACAUUUGGUUUGUGGAAUCAAUUAAAUAAAUAAUUGUUAUUUGUAAUUAUAAUUAUAUUUUCAUCUGUAUUAUUUUCAUAGUUUAUGUAUGUCCUUUGCAUCUUCUUAUAGUAUCUAAUGCACAAAAUUUAUAAGA
This is a messenger RNA of Carica papaya (papaya), 1476 nucleotides long. Lineage: Eukaryota; Viridiplantae; Streptophyta; Magnoliopsida; Brassicales; Caricaceae. The record is from RefSeq and is a predicted model, not a curated record.